Messenger RNA from Eufriesea mexicana, 5045 nucleotides. RefSeq names its product ATP-dependent 6-phosphofructokinase (gene Pfk). Gene Ontology annotation, cellular component: cytoplasm; 6-phosphofructokinase complex. The record is from RefSeq and is a predicted model, not a curated record. The transcript has 16 exons. Gene Ontology annotation, molecular function: monosaccharide binding; identical protein binding; AMP binding. Gene Ontology annotation, biological process: fructose 1,6-bisphosphate metabolic process; canonical glycolysis; fructose 6-phosphate metabolic process. NCBI's taxonomy places the organism in Eukaryota, Metazoa, Arthropoda, Insecta, Hymenoptera, Apidae. The coding region runs from base 345 to 2735 and encodes 796 amino acids.
UUUUCAGGAAUUAAACGAGGCUACAAGAAGGCGUCGUAUUGGUUGUCAUCAUAUGUACCGCUAACACCAUCUAUGGCCGUUUUCUAAAUUUAAUUCUACAUAGGAAGUAGUGGGGUGUGGAGUUAACAAAUAUUAGUGGUGGGGGUGAUGUGCUGAACACACGUAAAGGUCACCUUCAGUUUUAGUCGGACUCGACACGAAAGUGGUGUCUGACGUUAAGUUUGAUUACCACGGAAUCUUUAAGUACAGGCAACUUAAAUAUUAGAAGAUAAUUAUUUCCCUUCCAAUUGUCAUUACAAUUGGUUACAUAUACGUAUUAGAAAUACGAGUGCCCUGCAUCAAAAAUGGCAGAAGAUUUAGCAGCACAAAGGUUUAUAAAACCUGGUAGUCAUAAAGGUAAAGGUCUAGCAGUCUUUACCAGUGGAGGUGAUUCUCAAGGAAUGAAUGCAGCAGUUCGAGCAGUUGUUAGAAUGGGUAUUUAUCUAGGGUGUAAAGUCUUUUUCAUUAAAGAAGGUUAUCAGGGUAUGGUAGAUGGUGGAAAUAAUAUUGUGGAAGCUAAUUGGUCAUCCGUUUCCUGUAUCAUUCAUAGAGGUGGCACAGUAAUAGGAUCUGCUCGAUGCAAAGACUUCAGGGAACGUGCUGGUCGUAGGAGAGCUGCAAAAAAUUUAGUAACUCGUGGAAUUACCAAUUUAGUAGUAAUAGGUGGUGAUGGCUCACUUACUGGUGCAAAUCUGUUUAAAGAAGAAUGGCCAGACCUAUUAAAAGAAUUAGCUGAAGCAGGAGAAAUUACUUCAGAACAAGCAGAUAAGUACCAACAUUUACAUAUCUCUGGUAUGGUAGGUUCCAUUGAUAACGAUUUUUGUGGAACCGACAUGACUAUUGGUACGGAUUCUGCGUUACAUCGUAUUAUCGAAAGUAUCGAUGCCAUUGUUAGUACUGCAUAUUCUCAUCAAAGGACAUUUAUAAUGGAAGUGAUGGGUCGACAUUGCGGGUAUUUGGCAAUUGUGGGUGCUUUAUCUGCAGAGGCAGAUUAUGUUUUCUGUCCGGAGUCACCACCUCCUGCUGACUGGCCUGAUAAAUUAUGUAAAAAAUUGGAGCAGGAAAGACUCACUGGACAACGACUUAAUAUUAUUAUUGUAGCGGAAGGUGCGGUAGAUAGAAAUGGCGAACCGAUUACUGCAGAAAAGGUUCGUCAAGUUGUUGUAGAAAAGUUGCAGCAAGACACAAGGAUUACCGUCCUUGGUCAUGUUCAAAGAGGCGGUAAUCCAUCAGCUUUUGAUAGAGUUCUGGGAUGUCGAAUGGGAGCAGAAGCAGUAAUGGCAUUAAUGGAAGCAACACCAGACACUGAAGCAUGUGUUGUUUCACUGGAUGGCAAUCAAGCUGUUAGAUUACCUCUUAUGGAAUGUGUUCGUCGUACUAAAGCUGUAGCACAAGCUAUGGCAGAUAAAAAUUGGGAUCUUGCUGUUCAACUUCGUGGAAAGGGAUUUGCUCGUAAUUUAGAAACAUAUAAGAUGCUUACCCGUCUAAAGGCACCUGUAGAUUACGAUCCUAGUAAGGAAAUUAAAGGCCGCACAUUAACAAAGGAUCACUAUACGUUGGGCGUAAUGCAUAUUGGCUCACCGUCUUGCGGUAUGAAUGCUGCGGUGCGAUCUUUCGUUAGAAACUGUAUUUAUCGAGGUGACAAGGUUUAUGGUAUUUGUGAUGGAAUACUUGGCCUGAUGGCUGGAAAAUUUAAAUUAAUGGAUUGGCCUUCUGUCACUGGCUGGGUAGCACAAGGUGGUGCUUAUUUAGGAACUAAACGUACACCGCCGAAGGAAGAUCAAUUACCGCAAAUUGCUCAAAAACUCAAAGAAUAUGGAAUUCAAGCUUUGCUUAUUAUAGGAGGAUUCGAGGGUUAUCAAACAGGACUUACCUUCUUUAAAGCUAGGGACAAAUUUGAAGAAUUUCGAAUUCCUAUUGCUAUGAUUCCGGCAACUAUUAGCAAUAAUGUUCCAGGAACCGAGUUUUCGUUAGGUUGUGAUACUGCUUUAAAUGAAAUUACAGAGAUCUGUGAUCGAAUCCGUCAAUCGGCACAGGGUACAAAGCGUCGAGUAUUUAUUAUUGAAACUAUGGGUGGAUAUUGUGGUUAUUUAGCUACUGUAGCUGGGUUAGCUGGAGGAGCUGAUGCAGCGUACAUUUUCGAAGAAAAGUUUAAUAUUAAAGAUUUAAAUCAAGAUGUCAUUGCAAUGGCUGCGAAAAUGUCUGAAGGUGUACAGAGAGGGCUUAUUUUAAGAAAUGAAAGUGCUAAUUUGAAUUACAGUACAGAUUUUAUGCAGAGACUCUUUAGUGAAGAAGGAAAGGGUCUGUUCAGCUGUAGAAUGAAUAUUAUUGGUCACAUGCAGCAAGGUGGUUCACCGACUCCAUUCGAUCGAAAUUUGGGUACAAAAAUGGGUUCUAAAGCAGUUGAAUGGUUUACCGAACAACUAAAAAAAUAUUCUAAUGCAGACAGUAAAAUAACAACGAUGGAUGCUGAUAGUGCAGUUAUGAUUGGUAUUGUGCGAAGACAGUAUAGAUUUACACCCUUUACAGAACUCCUCGAAGUGACGGAUUUUGAGCAUCGCAUUCCAACAUAUCAAUGGUGGAUGAAAUUGCGACCAUUACUAAAAGUUUUAGCAAAACAUGAAUCCACAUAUGAAGAGGAAGGACUUUAUAUCACCGUAGAAGAAAUGGAUCUUGAUAAUGAUUCUCUUGUAUAAAUUACAUGUAUAUAUGGUGAAAGGUAAUGUUCCAUAAAUAUGCACUGUUAAUUGUAGAUUUUCUUGAACAGUAUUGUAUGGCAUUAUGAUAAUUAUGGUCCGUUGUUAUAUGAGAAAAAAAUAUCAAACUUUAGAUACACAAUCGUAAAAUUCAAUGUUCUGCGAGAUUUAACAUAGGUCAACUAUGUUGGCGAUUGGCAAAACGUCGCAAUAUAUACAUAUGAACAUCUAUUGUUUAUACAUUCAGUUACCCAAUAACAAAAUACGUGUUAAUAACUUAAUCUCCUAAAUAUGAACUGUUUUAAUAAAUAGGAAAUUAAUGCACAUUAUUGCCACAAUCAAGAAUACAGAUUAAUAUUUUGUUUAAAAAAUACUAAAUUUAUAUAUUUUAAUUGCGACUUAAAGUUAAGUAAGAAGUAGGUACAAAGAUAGUACCUGAAACGUGAAGGUAAGUUAUAUGUUAGUAAUAUAAGAAAAUGAAACAGGUACUAAGACACCUAAAUAGCAUUUUCAUUGAUAAGAACUAAAGAUUAUAUUCAUAUAUUGAAUGGUAUUAAAUGUUUGUUGUCAUUACCAAUGGCACGCACACAUACACACUAUACACAGAAAAUAGAACAAAUGAAAAUAUAAAUAUUAACGUAAUGUACAACGUUUAAAUGUUAUAAUAUAAUUAAGCAGCAUUCAAGAUAACAUAAUUAUAUACAACUAUGAUGAUAAAAAUGAAUGCAAUUAAUGACGUUAAUCUCUCUAUACGACAUUCGAGCGCAAUAGCUUCCAGUCUUAGAUUUUACGAACAUUUUUAACACAUUUCACUAAGAAUCGAAUUACAGCUUUCAUGGCUACUUUACGAGUUCGCGAGUAAAUCUACUAGGCUAUAUUUGUGGUCUACUAAGAUAUAAAAUUAAACAUAAUAUGGCAUCUUUCUUUAAUGGAAACUUAUCAUUUGAUUUAGCUUUACCUAUAGCUAUGAAAAGCUAUUCGAAGAAUAUACUUGUCUACCUCAAAACAUAGUUUGCAACGAUGAGCGAUACUUAGGGCAAAUUAAAGAGUCUUAAGUCUUACUGGUUGCAUAUAAAGUUAAAAGGUUUUGCUAAGAUUUAAGGCUUGUGACCACAGGGAGUAUUUAGAUUUAAUUCGUGUUAUUAUUGUACUCGUGUAUUAUCAUAUAUCCAUCUCGACAAGUCGUACAAAUAUUAAACUCGAAAUUGUUUUUUUGAAUGUAGAAACAUAUUAUUUCUACAAAAGUCUACGAUCAAGUGAAUUGUUUUAAUGAAAUCGAUCAUACUUUAUAAAUUUAUUCAUCUUUAAAAAUUUGAUGAAUAUUCCUAAUAUGGGAUAACGUUAAUUAAAGGUUGGUGAUACAUCUAAAAGAUGUAUAAAAAACAUUUUCAAGAAACUGACUGACACGUCCAUUUAAUAUAAAAUACAAGUUGUGCGUCGAUCAACAAUGUUACAAUUUUAAAAGACCGUCACACCUCGAGUUAUCAUUUAGCUUUUUAAAUAUAAACAUGUUCGUAUAAGUCAACAAGAUACAAAAUAUUUAAUUGAUAUGAAGAACAGCUUCUCAUGACAUAGAACAUUACAUCUAAUGUACAAUAUAAUAUAUAUUUGUAAUUGAAUCCUAAACUAUAUUAUUACACUUACAUGUGUAUUUAAGGAAAGAAGAUUAUACGUUAAAAGAUUAUUUAAAAUUGUUGCUACAGAUGCAAAUAAUUUAGCAAAAUACUGAGACAAUAGAUGUUGACAAGCAUACAAGUACAACAAUAUUAUAGAUAAAUGAAACUUCUAUAAAGAUAAUUCUUAAAGAAAUUAUAAUAAUUCGAAAAUAUUCCCUUUGUAUUGCUUUCAAACAUUAUGUAUGAUUGUUAAAAAUAUAAAUUUAUUGUGGCCUAGUCAAUGAGAACAGAAUGUAAAUUGCACUUGAACGCGAACAUUUAUUAAAAUAAGGGCGGAUGAUAAAAAAUAUGAUUAAAGAAAAUUGUAAAAGAUUAAAAUAGGAAAGGUAAAGAAAAAUAAUAAUAAUAAAGCAGGUACGUAGGUCCGCCUUUCCGUAUAAAAAUGAGAUUAUUGCACACCACACCACACCACACACACACAUAUAUACACACAAAAUGUAUUUUGUACAACUUUACGUGUAAAUUCCGAAUUUUAUCAUAUCUCAUAUGAGUUUAUUUAAGCACAGCAGAGCAGACAAAUCAUGUGCUCCAUUGCUAAUCAUGUUAAUAACAUGUAAUGUACAAACACAUAAGCGUUGAUAUCAUACCAUUAAUGAUAAACUAAUAAUGUAAUAAAGAUAUAACUUUGGAAGAG